This is a messenger RNA of Nelumbo nucifera (sacred lotus), 1871 nucleotides long. Its product is annotated as diphthamide synthesis DPH2 family protein. NCBI's taxonomy places the organism in Eukaryota, Viridiplantae, Streptophyta, Magnoliopsida, Proteales, Nelumbonaceae. Gene Ontology annotation, biological process: protein histidyl modification to diphthamide. Gene Ontology annotation, molecular function: 2-(3-amino-3-carboxypropyl)histidine synthase activity. The record is from RefSeq and is a predicted model, not a curated record.
CGAGGGAAAAUCUAGCUAAUAAACUAACUGCUCUUUCUUCUACUGUUCAGGAAGAAGCAAAACUUUUGUGCCAUGGAUUUUUCAUCAAAUUAUGAAAUUUCCCGUACAGCUAAAUUCAUCCGCAGCAGAAACUUCACUAGAGUUGCGUUGCAGUUCCCAGACGAGCUUCUGAAGGAUUCGACGAAGGUCGUGAGUGCCCUGAGAGACGAGCUUCGGUCGCUUAGUGAAUCGGAUGCCGAAGGAAACAGAGAUUACAGAGACGUUGGGUUGUUUGUGAUGGCGGAUACCACUUAUGGCAACUGUUGCGUCGAUGAAGUUGGAGCUUCGCAUGUCGAUGCUGAGUGUGUUGUGCAUUAUGGACAUACUUGCUUGAGCCCAACAUCUACUUUGCCAGCGUUAUUUGUUUUUGGAAAUGCGUCCAUAAAUUCAAAUGAUUGUGCUAAGUCUCUAUCAAACUGUUUAUUGACCAAUGAGAAGCCUAUUGUGGUUUUGUUUGGAUUGGAAUAUGCACAUGCAAUACAUCAUAUCAAAGAAAUAAUGGAAGUUGAAUCGUCUAGAUUGUGUGGUUCCAAAGAGAACAAAGCACUCUGUUAUGCAGAGGUUAUCUGCUCAAUUAUGGAUCCUGAAGAACGUUUCAAAACCCCCGGAAGACAACUUGGGUCUUUUGAUAGCUAUACUGCUAAUGGAGAUUGUGCUAACUCUGGGCAAAUGAACUCCACAGGAUGUGGUAACAAAUAUACCCUUGGAGGCUUGACUUGGAAGCUUCCAGAAGGUCACAAGAUGGAUGAUUACAUGAUAUUUUGGAUUGGUUCUGACAACCCAACAUUUGUAAAUGCCCUACUCAUGUACAAUAAUUGUCAUAUAGUCAGAUACGAUGCAAUGGAGCAGAAGUUGGUGAAUGACUUAUCUCGUCAGAAAAGCAUUCGCAACCGUAGAUUAAAUUACUAUGUCGAGAAAGCAAAGGAUGCAAACAUUGUUGGAAUUUUGGUGGGCACUCUUGGUGUAGCUGGUUAUAUCUAUAUUAUUCAACAAAUGAAAGAACUAAUUGCAGCAGCUGGGAAGAAGGCCUAUACCUUUGUCAUGGGUAGACCAAACCCUGCAAAACUUGCCAACUUCCUUGAGUGCAAUGUUUUCAUUAACGUUGCGUGUCCGCAAACAACUCUUUUGGACAGCAAGGAGUACCAUGCUCCUAUUAUUACACCUUUUGAAGCUUUAUUGGCAUUUAACAGAGGAAGCCACUGGACUGGAGCAUAUGUGAUGGAAUUUGGGGAUUUGGUUGCCUCUUCUUCACUGGAAGUUGGUAAUAAAGAGGAAGAAGCCCGAUUUUCCUUCUUUCAAGGUGGCUAUGUAGAAGAUUUUGAGCUACAAGGAAAGGGAACUGUAGAGGAGGAAAGAUCAUUUGCUCUAGCAGAGGCAGCAGAGAAAGGUCUCCAAGUGUAUGACAAGUAUCCCUAUUCUCUUGGAAAGGGGACAGCUAAAUCUGGGGCAGAGUUUUUUGCUUCCAGAUCUUACCAUGGUCUUGAAAUUGAGAAAGACGAUUCUUCACCUCGUUCAGUUGUCAUUGGUAGAUCUGGAAAGGCAUCUGGGUACAAGGACGAGAAAAGUAAGAAGGAAAAUACAUGAUCAACCAACAGAAAUGCUAAAGGAAAUUUGUCAUUCGUUGAGUAAAAAGCUCAGGAAUUUUUCUCGCUCACCAAUUUUCUAUAGUUCAAAAUAUUUCACUUAACGAGGAAAUUCAUGUAUUACAGGAGUUAUAUUAGUUGGUUGUUUGAUGAUUCAAUCUUUGAAGAUCGAUUGUUGAUUGAUGUAUGAAUUGUAUGGCAAGGUUCUAUUUAACUUCUCAAUCGAUUAGAUUGAUAUGCCUUGUGUUC